This is a messenger RNA of Spirometra erinaceieuropaei, 3156 nucleotides long. The record is from the annotation of a GenBank genome assembly. Lineage: Eukaryota; Metazoa; Platyhelminthes; Cestoda; Diphyllobothriidea; Diphyllobothriidae.
AUGGCGACGACUGCUGCUGGCCCGUCGCGACCCAGUCGCCUUUUCUAUAUCAACGACAAGUCGAGCGGUCUCCGUUUCCUGGUUGAUAUCGGUGCCGAGGUCAGUGUCAUCCCGCCUCUAAGGCGUCACCGCCUCAAGCCUUCGCAAUUCUCACUGCAGGCUGCAAAUAGCACCACAAUCAGCACCUACGGCCAACGGUUCCUCACUUUAGAUCUUGGUCUCCAGCGACGUUUUCAAUGGGUCUUUAUUGAGGCUGACGUCAAAUCGCCCAUUAUCGGGGCCGACAUUUUGUCAUCUUUCGGCUUAACAGUCGAUGUCAGACACCGUUGCCUCACAGAUGCAACCACCCAACUCUUUACCGUAGGUACCAUUAGCUCUGAACGUUCGGUUGGCAUUCAUCUCACCAUCCCCAGCACCCCUUUCGCUGACAUUUUGAAGGACUACCCGUCCAUCACUAAACCAUGUCAUUUUACCGAAACCGUUCAACACGGAGUGAAACAUCACAUUGUCACGGCAGGGCAACCAGUGCAUGCUCGUCCGCGUAGACUCCACCCUGAGAAGCUCCGAAUAGCAAAGAACGAAUUUGAACAUAUGAUGAAUCUGGGCAUUAUACGCUCUUCAUCUAGCCCAUGGGCCUCACCACUGCACAUGGUGCCAAAGAAGUCAUCUGACGAUUGGAGACCGUUGUGUGAUUAUCGAGCCCUAAGCAGGUCCACAAUUCCUAACCGGUACCCCAUUCCUCACAUUCAUGACUUUUCCCACACGUUAGCCGGUAAAACAAUUUUUUCCAAGAUAGACCUCGUCAGAACGUACCACCAAAUCCCGGUCGCUGAGGAAGGCAUCCCAAAGACCGCUAUCACGACACCCUUUGGGCUGUUCGAAUUUAUUCGCAUGCCUUUUGGUUUGCGCAAUGCUGCCCAGUCGUUCCAGCGCUUUAUCGAUGAGAUCUUGCGGGACCUUCCAUUCGCUUACGCCUACAUCGACGACAUACUCGUCGCAAGCUCUUCGGCAGAGGAACAUGCCCCGCAUUUAGGCCUCAUAUUCGAUCGUUUUCAGCAACACGGUUUGCAAUUAAACGUCGACAAAUGCGUUUUUGGCGUUAAUUCUCUCGAUUUCCUUGGCCAUCACGUCGAUCAGCACGGAAUCACUCCACUUACAGAAAAGGUGCAAUGCAUCUUGUCUUUCCCUGUUCCCAACACACUUACUCAGCUGCGACGUUUCAUAGGCCUUAUUAACUAUUACAGACGUUUUAUUCCCCAUUAUGCGGCAAUCCUGGCUCCCUUGACUGACCUUUUGAAAUCGAAAGCAAAACCUAUUGAACUUUCACCGGCAGCCCAUACAGCUUUUGAGGAAGCAAAGAAGGCUCUUGCCGAUGCCACCAUGCUGCACCACCUCAGCUCUGACGCUCAUGCACAGCUUAUUUUGACCACUGACGCUUCCAGCAGUGCUGUCGGCGCAGUCUUGCAUCAACAGGUGAAUAACCAGUUGCAGCCUUUAGCUUUCUUUUCGCAGAAGCUACAACGGGCGCAGACUCGCUACAGUACUUUCUCUCUCGAGCUCCUUGCCAUCUACUUGGCCAUAUGUCACUUUCGACACCUUUUAGAGGGCAGAGACUUUUCGGUCCACACCGGCCACAAACCUCUCACUUACUCCCUGAAGGCCAAGCCAGAUCGGUAUUCGUCCAGGGAAGUUCGUCACCUGGACUAUAUAUCGCAGUUUACUGCAGAUAUCCGCUACGUCCGAGGCAGCGACAAUGUCGUUGCUGAUGCAUUAUACCGUCCGGACAUCAACACACUCACAUCCGAUUUCGACCUGGCGAAGCUUGCAGACCUCCAAACAGCAGACGAGUUUAUCGCGGACUUACGUACGUCUACUACUCUUCAGCUUCGAGAUGCACCACUUCCUGCGUCACCAGGUACGAUUUUGUGCGAUUGGUACACAGGCACCCCUCGUCCUGUUGUUCCACCAUCCUAUCGUAAGGUUGUCUUUGACCACUUUCACGCCCUCUCUCACCCUGGCAUUCGCGCCGGACGCAAGUUAAUUGCGGCUCGUUUUGUUUGGCCGAAGAUGAAUUCCGACAUUGCUCUUUGGACCAAACAGUGUCUCACAUGCCAGAAGAACAAGGUGCAUCGACACACCUUCUCCCCUCCAAGUACCUUUGCGGUCCCGGACAUUCGAUUUAAUCACGUUCACUUGGAUUUAAUCGGACCGUUACCCCCUUCACGUGGGUACACACAUAUCCUGACGGCAGUUGACCGUUUCGCACGAUGGCCGAUUGCCGUUCCUAUCUCGGAUACCUCGGCAGAAAAUAUCGCCAUGGUUUUUCUGACCCACUGGAUCUCAACUUUUGGUGUUGCAGCCACCCUUACCACUGACCGCGGAAGUAAAUUCCAAUCUAGCCUCUUCCGUGCGUUCACUAGACUGCUCGGGUGUGCGCAUAUCACAACCACGGCAUACCAUCCUGCCUCCAACGGCCUCGUUGAGCGUCUACACCGCCAACUCAAGUCCGCACUGAUGUCCCAAACAGAGUCAGCCACUUGGAGUGUCAAUCUCCCUCUUGUGCUUUUGGGCAUCCGAUCUUCUGUCAAGGAGGACAUCCAAUGCGCUGCCGCCGAACUUGUGCACGGUACAUCCCUCCGUCUGCCCGGCGAAUUUGUUCAGCCUUCCACGACAAACACUAACAUCGCGAGCAGCUUCGUACAGCAGUUGAAACAACGCAUGGCUCAACUGCGUCCAACCCCCACUCGUCUGACAUCGAAACAUGUGUUUGUACACGAGGACCUUAAAUCUGUCCCCUUUGUUUUCGUCCGGCAUGACGCAAUGCGCAAGCCCCUUUGUCCUCCCUACUAUGGCCCAUAUAAGGUCGUUCAGCGGAAAGACAAGUUUUACGUCCUUCAGAAGGCUGAUAAGACUGACACGGUCUCCAUUGAUCGCCUUAAGCCAGCCUAUCUGGAGUGCCUCCCGUCGACCAGUGCGCCAUCCAUUCCCCCUACUAUGUCCACACCCGAUACACUCACUCCGCUCACCUACCCUCCAUCACCACACUCGACCAUUCUACCCACCCAAACGGAUCCUCCUCCUACACCACCGCCCAUUUCAUCUCGUUCCGGUAGACAUAUCCGUUUUCCCGCCAAACUUAAAGACUUUGUAGUGUAA